AUGUCGAGCACAAGCUUGGGCAGCGCGGGAAGCGGCGGCGGCGGAAGAGGAGGAGGAGGCAGCGGCAGCGGCAGUCAUGGAGGAGGAGGAGGAGGAGGGGGGAGUCACGGGGGGACGAGUGGAAGGGGGGUGAACUCUGAAUCAUUUGAAAAGGGACGAGUGAUCCUCAAGAAGGGUUCUUUCAUCGUCAUCGAAGAUGAAACCGAGACCAAGAUCUUGGAAGAAACUGAUGACGCUACAGAAAGCAACAAAAAGCCAAUCAGUCGCUCCGAGGCUUUACUUUGCUGUGUUAGAGAAUUCUUCGGAACCCCUGACGCUACUUACGUAUCAGAAGGCACGGGCACAAGGGCUUGGCUUGCCCCCAUCAGUCCAUCCUCGCGCUUCACUCAGGUGUGGAACUUCGUGUCGGGUCUCCUCGUGGUACAUGCCGACCUUAUCAAGGGAUUCGCUGACUUCCCCGAAGCUUUACACUUGCGCGGUCACGCCGCUCCUCAUCGCCUUCUACUCAGAGAAAGAAUCGUUGAUGUUUUCUUUGUGCUGGAAGUUCUGAUUCACGGCCUGACCGGGGCGGACGUGCAUGGCGAGAUAGUACACGAGCUUUCAAUCUCUCUCAGAGUCUGGGCGCGGCAUGAACUCGCUGUGGACUUUCUGGCGUCCGUUCCUAUGGCUUGGAUCGAAUUCUUUGCUGUGCCGAACGUUUCUUGCGAGGAGCUUUCUAGCUCUUCGCAUCGCAAAGUUUAUCGUUAUCUGAGGACGAUGCGAAUGAUCCGGUUGCUUCGUCUCUUCAAAGUCCUCAAGAUCUUCGACGUCCUUCGCGACAUUCUCCGCGUGCGCCCUGCGAUGAUUCGGUUACUCAAGACCGGCUUCAUCGUCUUCUAUGGGGCUCACCUGGGAGGAUGCUUCUUCUGGCUGAUCAAGCUCGACAACGCUUCUCCUGACGCCCUCCAAGAGUUUCGCGAUCAUAACAAUUUUGCAACGCCGAUCUGGUCGCCAUACCUGACUUCUGUCUACUUCAUGAUGGCAACAUUGACGACUGUAGGAUAUGGCGACAUCGGGGCUACCAACGACAAUGAGCGACUCUAUGUCAUCUUCAUGAUGCUCUUGGGAGCUUCCUUCUUUGCCAUCUUGAUCUCCAACAUGUCUGUUCUCGCAGCCAACUUGAUGACGAGGGAGAAGGUUGCGCAAGAGACGAUGGAGACUCUUAUAGACUUCAUGCGAGAGCAUGGCAUCUCCCGCAAGCUGGAGCAUCGCGUCCAGAGCUUUUUCCACUUCAAGACUCGGCAGAUCAAGUUGGCCCUCAACCGCAAGAUGCUCGGCUGCAUCCACAUCUUCGACAAGCUCAGCGACUCCUUCAUGGGCCUCGCCAUGAGCCGCCUGGAGUUGGUGCUGAAGCUGCCAAAAGAAGCGAUCUUCAACGCAGGGGAGGAGGCAAACGAGAUGUUCAUCGUGGUGUCAGGCGAAGUCGCCGAGUUGACGCCCAACUUCAUCUCGACGCGGCAAGUCUUCGACACCUACCUCAAGGCAGUGGAAGGGGCAAUUGUUUGGGGAAGUUUCCUUCGUCUAUUCGUCGACAAGGUGAAAUGGCGCACCAAGUACGACGGUGUGAUCGAGCUGGACGGGCAUCGCUGGGCUCUCGUCAACCUCGAGGCUCCGAUACACAAAUGGACUCGGCUCGUUAAGAUGCUCCUGGUGUCUGUCAAGAAAUCUCAAGUGGCUGUCCUGACCGAGCGACUGCAAGGCUUCGUCCUCGCGCGGUCGAUGUCGCAUCCCACACAGGAACCAGUGGGAACGGACGCGAGCAUUGGAUUCUUCAUUGGCAGCAGCGGCGACUCAAGCUCAGGAGCGGAGGAUCAGCAGCAGACUAAUGGUCGCAAGGACAGCUUAGCGUCUGAAAUCGAGGAGGAAGACUUCCACAACCUGCUGGCUCCUUGCACGCACCUGGGAGGAGUGGGAGGGAGGGGGAUGAGCUGGACGGAGGUGCAGCGAUGGAUGGGAGAAGCGGCGGCAGAGGAAGUGCUGGAGAGAACGACAGACCUCGAGGACACCAUCUGCGAGCUUGGAGAGGAGAAGCUCGAGCUCGUCCGCUUACACGCCAGGAUGGAGCUGCAAGUCCAGCUGCUACAGCGAUCAGCGAAGAAACUAAAGGCUGUUUUCAACGCGCGGCCGGAGAAGAUGGAAGAGGAGAGUGAGAAUACGGCUCCCUCCUCCUCUGACAAGACUCUUCAAGCCUACUUGACGUCAGAUGACAGGAAGAACGGAGAUCUCAUCUCCUACAUCUAA
This is a messenger RNA of Guillardia theta CCMP2712, 2280 nucleotides long. RefSeq lists its product as hypothetical. The transcript is spliced from 21 exons. The coding region runs from base 1 to 2280 and encodes 759 amino acids. Gene Ontology annotation, cellular component: membrane. Gene Ontology annotation, biological process: regulation of membrane potential; potassium ion transmembrane transport. Lineage: Eukaryota; Cryptophyceae; Pyrenomonadales; Geminigeraceae. Gene Ontology annotation, molecular function: voltage-gated potassium channel activity. The record is from RefSeq and is a predicted model, not a curated record.